Messenger RNA from Neocloeon triangulifer, 3820 nucleotides. It is a transcript of the gene Ranbp21, whose product is annotated as exportin-5. Lineage: Eukaryota; Metazoa; Arthropoda; Insecta; Ephemeroptera; Baetidae. Gene Ontology annotation, cellular component: RNA nuclear export complex; nucleus; cytoplasm. Bases 167 to 3730 code for a protein of 1187 amino acids. The transcript is spliced from 13 exons. The record is from RefSeq and is a predicted model, not a curated record. Gene Ontology annotation, molecular function: RNA binding; nuclear export signal receptor activity; small GTPase binding. Gene Ontology annotation, biological process: protein export from nucleus; RNA export from nucleus.
CCUUCAUACGCAGUACGCACAUGUGUCAAUCUGCCAAAAAUGUAAACAAAAAACAAACGAAAAAAGCCGGGCAACUUCCAAAGAGGUUCCGCCCACUUUUCAUCCGCCGGCUGCCGCAGCCGCACAGCUAUAAACUAAUCGACCGCCUGAUUGUGAGCGCUGUAAAAUGGACCAGGCUGCGGUUCAUCAACUUUGUGUGCAACUGAUCGGCGCUGUGGAAGUGUCUCUGGAUCCAAACGCCAGCAUGGCAAAGAGACGAGAGGCAUACGAGGCUUGCGAGCAGUUUAAAGAGACGUCUCCUCUGUGUGCACAAUGCGGACAACUGCUGGCCCAGCUGCCAAAUCCAGCCAUCAUUAGACACUUUGGUUUGCAGCUGAUGGAGCACUGCAUCAGACACCGAUGGAACGUACUCUCGCUGGACGAGAAAGUGUUCAUCAAGGAAAGCAGCAUGGCCCUUAUGCGUCAGGGGACCCUUCCAAUGUUUGAAGAGCAGCCGCACAUAAAGGAUGGGAUCUCAAGGCUGAUUGUUGAGAUGGUCAAAAGAGAGUGGCCGCAGCAGUGGCCCAGUUUCCUCAUGGAGAUGGACAAGUUGUGCAGUCUCGGGCCCACCCAAGCAGAGCUGGCUCUGUUGGUUUUCAGACGCUUGGCGGAGGAUGUGGCUGUUUUGCAGACCCUCGAAUCAAACCAGAGAAGGAAGGACAUACACCAAGCCUUGAAUGCCAACAUGGAGAGCAUCUUUAGAUUUUUCUUGCAAAUCAUUAACAAAAAUUUAAAGCUCAUUGGAAAUGCGGAGAACAAUAAAGUUCCCCUGAAACUCUGUGAGGUUGUUUUAAAAACACUAAGCGCUUUUGUCGAAUGGGUUUCGUCCUCAACGUUGGUAUAUGACGAUGGGCAGCUUCUGCACUCAUUGUGUGCAUUAUUGAAAGACUCUCAAAGCGAACCUGUGUUAUAUGCCGCAGCUGAAUGUCUUGUCCAGAUUUUAAACAGGAAAGGUUCCUGUGAAGAACGUCUGUUUGCCGUUCUUCUCCUACAAAGUCCACACACCAUGGAGUGCAUUUGCAUGACUGCAGAAAGAGCCCUGAGCUGCCCACCGAAUGAGCCAUCGUACCUGUUCCUAAAACUUUUGACCCAGGUGGUCACUGGUCUUGGAUCACAGAUGCAGUAUCUGCUGGCCAAAGAUCCAAACUCGUCAGUGCCAGCUAACUUUGGCGUUUUCCUGGAGGUGCUCAUGCUCCUCACCCAACACCCAAGCCAGGUCAUUACCAAGGAGUGCAAUUCCUUAUGGGCCUCAUUCUUCAAAAACGAUCAUUUAUCAAAAAAUCCCGAAUUCAUCAAGUAUGCCAAGAGAUGGAUCGAACUAGCAGUGCCAAAGUGCAUGAAAAUUGGUGUACCUGGACACAUUGAAUGUGCUUCGUCGGUUUACGCUACCAUGGAUUUUGACAGCGAAGAAGAAUUUUUGACGUUUUUUCACCGAUUCCGGGCCGACGUCCAAGAAUGCUUGCACCAAGUCACCCUCAUUCUGCCAUUAGAAGCGUUUGAAUGUGCCAGUAGGUGUUUGAGGACGGUUAUGUCAAAAAAUCCACCCACAGUGUGCACCAUUCUGACACCUCUGGUGAUUGAAUGGGAAGCUGUAACCAUAGUUUUGGACUCGGUACUCAACAAAAUCUUGCACUGUGUAACGCGUCCCUCACCAGCUGCAGGACUCAACUUGAUCAACGAGUGUCUGCAAUACGAAAACAACGAUCCUUUUAUCAUGUCUUUCCUGCUCUCGAGCAUUUCUGCUCUGUUUGUGUUCCUCAGUAUGGACCAAUCUUGUGCUGCCAUGUUGCCGCAAGUUCUGCAGAAGAUUUUCUCCGCCCUGGUUUUCUCCCUUCCUGGACAGACCAAAGAUCGGAGGACGAGAGCAGUGAAAAACGUUAGAAGACAUGCCGCCUCGUUGAUGGUCAAACUUGCUCAAAAGUACCCUUUACUUCUGCUUCCACUGUUUGACGAAAUCAAAGUCACCUUCAACAACUUGGCCAAAGCGCCAGACCAACUCUCUCAACUGGAAAUAGUCACACUGCAGGAGGCGCUAAUUUUAGUGAGCAACCACUUCAACGACUACCAGCGUCAAACUAUUUUCAUCUCCGAAAUUAUGGAGCCGAUCUCUUCUCUCUGGAUCUCCUUAGGUCCUAUCUUCAGCAACGUGGGCACGUUUAUGUCGUAUGUUGGCCUGGACAGACCACCCGUUGAACCCAGCACUGAAGACACCAACGGACAAAAUCGCUCUCAGAUUAUGCGCUGCACCAAAUUGCUGUUUGCAAUUACUAGAAGAUGUCUGUGGCCAACUGAUCCCGAACUUCAAUCGAAAGGUGGAUUUAUUGCUUACCAAACGCCUGCUGGGAUUCCCGUGCAGAGAAAUCCAGCAACGCCACACUUCUUGCCUCUUUUACCUCAGUUGCUGGCCCUUUGCAAGACUUUGAAUGAUCUCUGGAAACCAGAAGCUUUAGCUGCACUUUCUGAGGGCUACCGAAAGGCUCACGAAAUGGUUGAGGAGUCAAGGAGAAAUGCUCUUGGAGCCAGCAUGGCUUGGACCUUAGCAGAGUCCGUCGAACAAAAGCCUCAGUCUCCUCUUGAGCGAAUGCAAAACUUUUUAACCACCCUGCACGAGCACUGCUACCUCAUUCUCGGAGCCGCAGGGGUUUCUUUUGGCCACGACUUUUACAGCAUUCCUAUGCUAACUGAGAAUUUGGUUUCAAGCGCAUUUACAGACCUUGACCCUGUGCCCGAUUACAGGCUGAGGUCCCUCAUUCGUCCAUUCUUGAAGUCAUUCAUCUCAUCAUGCCCUUCGAGCUACUAUCAAAUUCUGACUCCCGUUCUAUCAUCCAUUUGCCCAUACAUGUUCCAAAGACUGACCAAUAAGUGGCAGCACAUUGCUAGCCUCUACGAUAACGGAGAAAUUGAAAACCCUGAAACCUGCGAUGCUCAGUGCUGUGAGGCAGUUUUGGAGGACAAUCUCAAUAGACUGCUGACACGAGAGUACUUCGACCUGCUGAGGGCCGUGCUCAUCGGGUCUAGUCCAGGCCUGGCAAUUGUAUCUGAUGACAUUAUGGAUGUUGCCAUGGAUAGUGGACCCAUUAAUGUGAAAAGUUCAGAAGUCAUUAGUGAUUUGGGCCGACAAAUGCUUGCAACUGAUAUUAUUUGCCAGUCGAUGUUUGUCUGCAUCUUAAGGUCUUUCUCCUGGUCUGACAACACGAUUUCCCAGAGAGCUGUGCAACUAACCCUCCCUCUGGUGAAAUUGUUGUUUUCUGAGAAUAAGUUGUCUGACCAAGCCGCUUCUCACAUAAUUUGCUCCAUUCUGCACGGUCUCGAGGUUCAGGGUGAACAUGAAACCGCCAAUAUGGGAUUCACUCACCUAGGCGCCUCCAUUUACGACUUAAUGCGGCAACGAUAUCCAGUUUUAAGAGAGAUUUUGUUGAGCAUUCCUGGAACAAGCGUAGAUGAUGUUAAUCGUCUAGACGAAAAGAUCUUGAAUGCUCCAAAAGUUGGCAAAAAAGAGAAAGUUGUCCGAGAUGCUUUUCGUAAAAUUUCAAUGAAGAUUACCAAUGAAGGGACCAGUAAGCUCUUCAAAAAGAAAGUCAGCAUAAAGGAUCUACCUCCCAUUGAGAGAAAAAUGAAAGCUUCAUCUGCUAUGCUGGAAGGCAAUGAUGUUCAACACAAUGCUUUGGAUGUUUUAUUUGGAGACUCUUAAAUUACUUUAGAUUUUUUUAUUUUAACUACUUACACUCUUAAUUAAAAAAUUUCAUAUCAAGCAUAUAUAAAUAUUUGUUUCAUGGAUCAU